This is a messenger RNA of Trichobilharzia szidati, 1176 nucleotides long. NCBI's taxonomy places the organism in Eukaryota, Metazoa, Platyhelminthes, Trematoda, Strigeidida, Schistosomatidae. The record is from the annotation of a GenBank genome assembly.
AUGGGUGCAGAACAAAGUGUUGUUGGCCAUCAGAAGUCGUCUAGUAUUCAACAAAAUCUUCACACAACUGUUUUAUCACCGACGUCUUCUUCUCAUUCUAAAUCCACAAAACAGACAGGUCAUUCUUCAUCAGUCCCAUCUUCACCGCAUUACGACUGGCGUCGUCAAUCAUUAACAGGAUCAGUUGUCAAUAAUACAUUAUUGCAAAGCACCAAUAGUAACAGUCAAUUAAUUCCAUCUAAUCGUCAACAGUGUCAUCAGAAACAACAACAACAACAAAGAACUUCAUUAUCCAGUCUAUCCAGAGAUGUACUACUAUCACAAUCAUCUGUCUUAUUCCCAUCAACAGCGUCAAUAGUUGAACCACGUUUGAAUCAAUCGCAUAGGUCACUUUCAACGAAAUCAUUGAAUUAUUCACUGGAUAAGUCUACAGGGACAUCAACUUCGCAUAAACAUUCCACUGGUAUCCUAGUUGUUAAUCGUGGCCGAUAUGCAUCAAGUCAAUAUGAAUUAAGCACUUGUGGAGAUGUUAACAGUGGUAAUAAUAAUAGUAGUAGUAGUGCAAAUAAUUAUACAGAUAUUGGUAUAAGCCAGUUGAAAAAACUUCAACGGAUAUCUACAUUUGAACCGCUUAUAUCCGUUAACAAUAGUGGUGGCGGAGUUGGCGUUAAAACAUCUUCAUCAUCUCACUCAACAGCAACAACAAAUCAACAGACUAGUGGUAGUAGUAGUAGUGUAAACUCUCACGCGUCAACAGGAUUUAGAAAGAAACAAUUUAUUCCAAACAUUCCAGAAUUUGAAUGUGAUGAGUUGAUUCAACUUUCAUUAACUUAUGAAGAAUAUUUGCAUAAAUACGCAACAGACGUAUCACAAAAACAAUCCGAUAUAAUAAUUAUUCAAAAUAAAAUCGAUCGAGAUGUCUGUCAAUUGUCAGAAACACUUGAAGCUCGUGAAAAAGGCAUCAUCAGUGCUGCUGUGGUGAAAACUAAUCCAACUGCAUCAGAGUCAAAUUCUAGUCGUAAACAGAAGUUGGCUGGUUCACAACAAAUUGAAACAAUUGUCUUGUUAACUAGUCAAAUUUCUGGUUUAAUGUCUCAAUGUGAUGAAUUAUGCAAGCAUUUGAUGAGUGCAAUCAAUAAUCUUAACGAAACAUUAUCAAAUUAUGAAUCUAAUUGA